Messenger RNA from Lathyrus sativus (Indian pea), 666 nucleotides. The record is from the annotation of a GenBank genome assembly. Lineage: Eukaryota; Viridiplantae; Streptophyta; Magnoliopsida; Fabales; Fabaceae.
AUGGGAGCGGAGAGCGCUUCUUCUAGCUUACAGUAUGAGGAAGACGAUAUCAGCAGCAAAAACAACAGCAGUUUUGUGGUUUUGAAUGUGUACGAUCUCACACCUAUGAACAAUUAUAUGUAUUGGUUUGGAUUGGGGAUCUUCCACUCUGGCAUUGAAGUAUACGGUAAGGAGUAUGGAUUUGGGGCCCAUGACUUCUCAGCUAGCGGUGUAUUUGAAGCGGAGCCAAAGACUUGCCCUGGAUUCAUAUACAGAUGUUCCAUCGAUUUGGGCCAAAUACAUAUUAGCCCUUCAGAGUUCCGGACAUUUAUUGAAAACAUGGCUUCAGAGUAUCACGGCGAUACCUAUCACCUUAUAUCUAAGAACUGCAACCAUUUUACGAAUGAUGUCUCAUAUAGAUUGCUUGGAAAACAGACCCCAGGUUGGGUAAAUCGCCUUGCUAAGCUAGGUGCUUUGUGCAGUUGUCUACUUCCUGAAUGUCUUCAAGUAACAACUCUUAAGCAAGUACCCGAAUACCACGAAUGCUCGGAAGAUGAACUUGCGGACUCUCUCUCAUCUGCCACACCCUACAGAUCACCAGAAACAGACGAUGAGCAAGAAAAACUCCUUCUGUCAUCACCUGGUGCCGAGGACGUCACUUUCGUUAAAGAGUCCCAUGUAAAGUGA